Messenger RNA from Esox lucius (northern pike), 2682 nucleotides. RefSeq names its product synaptic vesicle glycoprotein 2Bb (gene sv2bb). Gene Ontology annotation, cellular component: membrane. The record is from RefSeq and is a predicted model, not a curated record. Bases 393 to 2459 code for a protein of 688 amino acids. Gene Ontology annotation, molecular function: transmembrane transporter activity. Lineage: Eukaryota; Metazoa; Chordata; Actinopteri; Esociformes; Esocidae. Gene Ontology annotation, biological process: transmembrane transport; chemical synaptic transmission. The transcript has 13 exons.
GACCCUAAUCUGUCCCUGAGCUGUAUACAGGAGCGUGAGGUUACUUUACAACCAGUCCUGGAUUUGAACCUCUUCUAUGAAAUGUUUUGGUCUUUAUCCAAAGGAGGAACUCUGGUUCAGCAUGAGGACUUGUGGUGAUCUGAACAGGCAAAGAUAGCUACUUGACCACAAUCACUAUUGUUCCAGGACGACUACCCAUUCAAAAGAAUAAUUGAACAGUAACCCUCUAUAAAUUACAAUAAUAAUAAAAAAAAAAGAGCUAGAGCCAAGCACUUGGAAUACAAUUACACACAGGGAGAGGAGCACCGUAACAAGGUGCACAGGAUUAUGUCAAACUAGUCAGAACCGUCGGAAGGAUCUCACCGCAGCGCUGCUAACUGGGCUGCCCCAUCAUGGCUGACCCCUACCAGAACAAUGUUUACCACCACGGAGGGAACGACCCCUACGGCACCUACGGCGAGGGAGGAGGGCAAGACGGCUACGGCUACCAGGGCGAGUCCUACCCCCAGGAGGACGACGCCGCCAGUGACGUCACCGAGGGCCAUGACGACGAGGACCAGAUGUACGAGGGAGAGUACCAGGGGAUCCCGCACCCGGACGAGGUGAAAGCGGCCCAGAGGGCGGCCAGGGCCAAGGCCAGGCAGGCCCAGUCAGGAGCCACGGAGCUGGAGGAGCUGGCUGAGCAGUACGAGGACAUCAUGGAGGACUGUGGCCACGGGCGCUUCCAGUGGACCCUGUUUAUAGUGCUGGGCCUGGCCCUCAUGGCCGACGGAGUGGAGUGUUUUGUGGUGGGUUUUGUGCUGCCCAGUGCCGAGAAGGACAUGUGCUUAUCCAAUGGAGAGAAAGGCAUGCUAGGUCUGAUAGUGUUCCUGGGAAUGAUGGUCGGGGCAAUCAUCUGGGGCGGCAUGGCGGACAAACUGGGCCGCCGCAAGUGUCUGAUCUGGGCCCUCACCAUCAACUGUGUCUUUGCCUUCCUCUCCUCUUUCGCCCAGGGAUACGGCUUCUUCCUCUUCUUUAGGCUCUUCUCCGGCAUCGGCAUCGGAGGCUCCGUCCCCAUCGUCUAUUCCUACUUCUCAGAGUUCCUGCAGAUGGAUAAGAGAGGAGAACACCUGAGCUGGCUGUGUAUGUUCUGGAUGAUGGGAGGAAUCUACGCCUCCUUCACUGCCUGGGGCAUCAUUCCUCGCUAUGGCUGGGGCUUCAGCAUGGGGACGGAGUUCCAGUUCCACAGCUGGAGAGUGUUUGUGCUGGUCUGUGCACUUCCGGCCAUCACCUCCCUUGUGGGACUCCUGUUCAUGCCUGAGAGCCCGAGGUUUCUCCUGGAGAACGCCAAACAUGACGAGGCUUGGAUGAUCCUAAAGAAUGUUCAUGACACUAACUGGAGGGCAAAGGGACAGCCUGAGAAGGUCUUCCAGGUGACCCACAUCAAAGCGCCAAAGACCCAGGAGGAUGAGUUCAUUGAGAUCCAGAGUGCCACAGGGACGGCUAUGCAGCGAUGGGGUGUUCGAACCCUCACUCUUUGCAAACUGGUGCUGAAGAACAUUGCUUCUCUCUUGGGACCUGAGCUGAGACUGAGUACACUGUUCAUGGCCAUCAUUUGGUUCACCAUGGCCUUCAGUUACUAUGGACUGGGUGUGUGGUUUCCUGACAUGAUUAAAUACCUGCAGCAAGAGGAGUACGAUUCCAAAGUCAAGGUGUUCCACAGAGAGAGAGUAGAAGACUUCCGUUUCAACUUCUCCCUGGAGAAUCAGAUCCACAAAGAGGGAGAGUACAUCAAUGAUAAGUUCAUCAGCAUAGAGAUGAAAUCUGUAAAGUUUGAGGAUUCACUGUUUGAAGAUUGUUACUUUGAGGACAUCAAGUCCACUGAAACAAUCUUUGAGAACUGCACCAUCAGAGCCACUAUUUUCUAUAACACAGAUCUAUACAAGGAGAAGUUCAUAAACUGUAAGCUUGAGAACACCACAUUCCACCACAAUAAGAAGGGCUGUCACCUGGACAGUGAGGAGGAGAAUGACAUCCUCAUCUACCUGGUCAGCUUCCUGGGCUCCCUGUCUGUUUUACCCGGCAACAUCAUAUCCGCCAUGUUCAUGGAGAAGAUAGGCAGGGUCAAAAUCAUAGGCUUCUCCAUGCUCAUCUCAGCUGGGUGCACCUUCUUCCUGUUCCUGAGCUUCAGUGAGGCGGCCAUUAUAGCCUGGCAGUGUCUGUUCUGUGGGGUCAGCGUCGCGGCAUGGAACGGCAUUGAGGUUAUCACAGUGGAACUCUAUCCAGCCUCCAAAAGAGCCACAGCGUUUGGGGUGUUGAAUGGCCUCUGUAAGCUGGCGGCCAUCUUGGGCAGCUCCAUUUUUGCCUCCUUUGUGGGGGUCACCAAAGUUGUACCCAUCCUCCUAUCUUGCACGGCCCUUGUGUGCGGCGGGCUAGUGGCCCUCAAGUUGCCCGAUACCCGGGAGAAGAUUCUCCAGUGAGGAGACGGUGAUGGCCAAAUGUCACAGGAGUAACCUUUUCAGGCUGAGUUUCUCUGAGAGACACGCAGGCGUAACGGAGGAUUGGCUGUCACCAUCAGGAGUAACUGGGGUUUUGUUCCACAGCAUAUAGACAACCUUUAAUAACAUGCUAACCUAACACAAAUGGCGCUGUGUUGUCUGUUGUCCCCAUGUGUUUUGAGUGAAAUGCUUCAAAAUCUAGUCU